CACCCUGACGACAUGUAUUUAUUAUAAGCUCUUAAAUAAUGCCUUCACAAUUACAAAAUCAAUACAUACAGAUCGAAAUGAUGAAUAAAUAAUGCAAGUGGUUCAUAUGCCUCAGAAAAGGACCCAAUACACAGUAGGAAUGUGUUUUUUUUAAUCCAUGUGCAGGUGUUUGUCACACAGGCAAUAUAUAGCUAUAACAGGCUGCAGAGAGAAAACACUGCUGCUCUAUCAGUGAUCACUGUGCACCAGUAUUGAGAUAACAUAUUGAUCACCUUGGGAGAAAUUCCAAAUUGCAAGAAAAUUAGCAGUGUAAGGGUGAAAGUGAUCAAAUAAAUACAAUAAAAUACUGUAUACAGUAGACAAUCUCUGUGUGACCAAAUCUGCAAUAUAUAACUGUGCAAUAUGCAGAAGUUCCUGAGAUGAUAUACAUGCGUGCAGCGUUCCUGGGAUUAACAUAGUAAAGACAGCAUCAGACAAGUGUAAAAGCUGCAUCUGUUAAAGCCGACUGACCAUUGAUCCAGCUGUUUAUCAGCUGCCGCCGUCAUCAGAGACAGACGUCGCUUCAUGUGACGCUUCUGAGGAAACGACUUCUCAUAUCUCUAAAAUCUUAUCUCCUCAUCUCCUCUCUCCUCGUGCUGUGUCUGAAGUCUCUUCUUGCAUAAUUGGUGGGCGGGGCUAAGAUGCAAGGAGUAGACGCAAGUGUUACGUGGAUGCAAUUUAGGAUUUAGGAUGUACCCUUUCAGCCAGGCGUCACCGUAACCAGGGAACCUUCCCGCCUGUCCACCGGGCCGACUCUAUUGUUCCGGUCGAACCGAUCGUGCCUCUCCUCCGGCCGGCCUGCAGCGUCUUUACGGUCCGACAUGAUGCUGUUGUAACGUUAAUGUGCUGAGGGCGAAAUGAUGUUAUCAUCACCGUGGUGACAGUGGAGCGUGAAACAGGGAUGAUCAUGGGAGACAGAAGGAGGUCACCAUGUUCCAAAAUCUAUCCAAAUAUGCCCUCAUCUUCCUCUUCAUAGCCCUGUCUGGCCUCAUCUUCUUGCUAUGCAACAUCCACACUGUGGAGAACUGGAACUGCCACACAAUUUCAGCCCUGUACCAGCUCCAGAGCAGAAUCCAAUCAUCCUUCAUCCCGCUGGGUGUCCCUACUUUUAAUCACAACCACACCUUCUGUGCACAUUUGGGCCAGAAACCCUCCCCUGAAGAUGUUCUGGAGGAGCGCUACCUGUUGGACUCAAUCGCCUGGCCUCUGCCUCCGUUUCGCUCCACACCAAUUGUUCUGCGCCAGACGAGUGACCCUGUGCACAGCCUGUUUGCCAUCCUCCCCACUAAAGCGGGGUGGGAGUGGCAUGUGGAUGACCAGCUGGAGGUCCUUAUCCAAAUGCAUGACUUCCAUGGUCAACCCAAGCACUACGGCGGGGAUUUCCUUUUGGCUCGACUGCACUCCCCAGAGCACGGAGCAGGUGUAGCAGGGACUGUGCUGGACCACAAGAAUGGAUUUUAUUCUGCUCUGUUCCCGCUCCUCUGGGUGGGAUCUGCACAGGUUGAGAUCACGAUGGUGCACUCCAGCGAGGCCGUUGCUGUGCUGCGACGGCUAAGGGAAGAAAGACCCGAUCGUGUGUAUUUUAAGAGCCUGUUUCGCUUAGGCUUUCUUUCUGAAACGACUGUGUGUAACAUGUGCCUGCCCCCUGAGCAGCAGCCCCUGUGCAACUACACAGACCUCCACACAGGCGAGCCCUGGUACUGCUACAAGCCUAAGAUGCUCAGCUGUGAACACAGAAUCAACCAUGCUAAGGGAGGCUACCUGAAACACAUCAUCACCAACAAGGAGGCAUUGCUCUUCCAGAGUGGUGUAAACAUCAAAGUUCAUAUACAUGCUUCAGGAACUGACAGGAUCAAUGUGCUGCCUUCAAGGACAGAUAUAGUAGACGUAGAAGUCAGCACCAUGAAACCAGAACCUAUUACGCUAGCAUCAUCUGGAUAUUACUACGAGGACACAUGGAGGCCAUUAGAUGGCUUUACAAUGCGCCAGUUCAAUGAAUCGUCUGCCAUCACUCAGUGUUUGAGGAACAAGGUGAUCAACAUGUAUGGAGACUCUACCGUCAGGCAGUGGUUCGAGUACCUCAUUACUAUUUUACCAGAAUUAAAGGAGUUCGACCUACACAGUCCUAAAAAUGUUGGGCCUUUCAUGGCGGUGGACAGCACCCAUAAUAUUCUCUUGAAGUACCGCUGUCAUGGUCCUCCCAUCCGCUUCUCCACAGUCAUGUCCAGUGAGAUGCGAUAUAUUUCCAAUGAGGUUGACGGCCUCCCUGGGGGCCCCAACACUGUUGUGGUCCUCAGCAUCUGGGCCCACUUCAGCACCUUUCCCGUGGAGGUGUACAUACGUCGGCUUCGUCACAUCCGGCAGGCGCUGUUGCGACUCAUGGACCGAGCGCCAGAGACAUUUAUUGUAAUCCGCUCAGCCAACCUUCAAGCCCUGGACCAAGAGGUGAGCCUUUACAACAGUGACUGGUACUCCUUGCAGCUCAACACGGUGCUCAGAGCCAUGUUCAAGGGAAUGAAUGUUCUGCUGAUAGACGCCUGGCAAAUGAGUUCAGCGCACUACCUCCCUCACGCCCUCCACCCACCUCCACCUAUCAUCAAGAACAUGAUAGAUAUGCUUUUGUCUUACAUUUGCCAAUAGAAGAAAAAGAGCCGACAGGAGUAGAAGAGUUGUGAAGAUAGUGAAUCUGAGCUAUGUUCAAGGGACUAAAUGUUCUGCUGGUUGAUGGAAGGGCUCUCCAAAGCUACAUGCCCUUUAAAUACUGUUGGUGUUAAGGCAGUAUCACAACAGAUAUUUUUUUUUUAAAAAGAAAAAAAAAAUCCAGAGGGGAAGACAGGCGCUUACCUUUGGACCUUCCGGACGCCCCCUAGAUGACUUGGUC
Scomber scombrus (Atlantic mackerel) is the source of this 2920-nucleotide messenger RNA. It is a transcript of the gene nxpe3, whose product is annotated as neurexophilin and PC-esterase domain family, member 3. The record is from RefSeq and is a predicted model, not a curated record. The transcript has 7 exons. Lineage: Eukaryota; Metazoa; Chordata; Actinopteri; Scombriformes; Scombridae. Bases 970 to 2679 code for a protein of 569 amino acids.